AUGUCUACAAGUGCGCAGUUGUGUCGCGCUCUGUACGACAACACGGCCGAGUGUCCGGACGAACUCUCGUUCCACAAGGGGGACCUCAUGGUCCUACUCCAGCCAGAAGGGGCCGGCCUGGAAGGCUGGCACUUGUGUUCAUUGCACGGCCAACAAGGGAUCGUGCCGGCCAACAGGGUUAAGGUCCUCCCCGAGUCGGGAUCUCACCCAAACCACACCUCAGCAGAGGUCUACCAGGUGCCGAAGAAGGACGGUCUUCUGGUGGGAAAGAUCUCAGACGGAGCCAUAGACGAGUGGAGAAGAAGAGAACAAAGGAAAGAAGAACAGGAGGUGUAUGAGAUACCGCCGCCCGCUCGGCCCUGCCCGCUGCCCCCGGAGGGCAUCUACAGGGUGCCUCGGGGUACCAGAAGAGAAGGAGAAUCUGUGGAGGUUUAUGAUGUGCCCUCGUCUUUGCUCCGGGACGUGGUUUUGGACACGUACGAUUCUCCCGCCCCACGGGUCAAAAAAGUCGCCCGGGUAGCCCCCCAACCCAGCGCCCCUCCAAAUGUGGAUGAGGCCUACGACGUGCCCCUGGCCUUCAAAAAGGCCCUCGCCCAAGAGGAGGAAGAGGAGAACGAAGGAAGUUGCGAAGGGCCCCUGAUCUACGCCAUCCCGUCUAAUUUACGCCGGGCUUCAGCCUUGCUUAACUUGUACGAGUCUCCCGAAGACAUCCGGGCGGGAGGAAAGGAGGGAGAGGAGGAAGAGGAAGAUGGGGCCAUUUAUGACGUUCCUCUGCUGACGCCCAGCACCCCACCUUUGGAGGGAACCCUCCAAGGACUCAGCCUAAGGGACCCGGGACCCCCCACUCGCCCCCGGCUGCCGUCCGCGGAGAGCCUAUCCCGCCGUCCGCUGCCCGCUCUUCCGAGCGAGGAGCGGCUUUCCGGAGAGCCUCCACCUCCAUCGCCCAGCAUCGUGCGGAAGGGCAGUAUCCAGGACCGACCACUGCCUCCCCCGCCGCCCCGGCUGGGGGGUCUCGGGGCAGGGGAGCCACUGGACCAAGCCAGGGACGACGUCCACAACGAAUACGAGGGGAUCCGUCUGGCUGACGAGUACGAUUAUGUCCAUUUGAAGGGGACUGAUAAAAUCCAGCAGAAAGCAACCACACCCGAAGCCAGCCCCACACUUAUGGUCCCGGAAGAAGAGGCAACUCCCACUGAAGAAAUGGCGCCGCCAUCCCCGGAGGACAGCCAGCUGCUGCAGUUCUACACGGGACAGUGCCAGACGCACUACCGCACCCUGCUCUCCGCCAUCGAAGCGCUCUUGGCCAGCGCCGGGGCCCACCAGCCGCCCCGCGUCUUCGUGCCACACGGCAAGUUCGUCAUCGUCACAGCGCACAAGCUGGUCUUUGUGGGCGACACUGUCUCCCGCCUGGCGUCUUCGGCGGCCGUGCGGGCCAGGGUGGGGUCCGCCAGCACCGCCCUCUGCCAAGCCUUGAAGGAAGCGGUCCUCUCCGUCAAGAGCGCCGCUUUGCGCUACCCGUCGCCACCCGCUGCUCGCGAGAUGCAGGGAUGCGUAGCCGAGUUGUCGCGCCAAGCUCUGGCCUUCACCACCUUGCUGGGCGCCCUGGCGCCCUCUUGA
Protobothrops mucrosquamatus (brown spotted pit viper) is the source of this 1617-nucleotide messenger RNA. It is a transcript of the gene EFS, whose product is annotated as embryonal Fyn-associated substrate. NCBI's taxonomy places the organism in Eukaryota, Metazoa, Chordata, Lepidosauria, Squamata, Viperidae. Gene Ontology annotation, cellular component: plasma membrane; focal adhesion; cytoplasm. Gene Ontology annotation, biological process: cell surface receptor protein tyrosine kinase signaling pathway; cell migration. Bases 1 to 1617 code for a protein of 538 amino acids. Gene Ontology annotation, molecular function: protein binding. The record is from RefSeq and is a predicted model, not a curated record. The transcript is spliced from 6 exons.